AUGACUCCCCUGCCAUCACGCUGGGUAUGGCUCUUGCUCGCAAGUGCGAGUGCUCCCGUGGCGGUCCAUUCGCUGUCGUCGCAUUCGCCGCGAGACCUCUACUCGCACCCACAGUUCAAAGUGGUCGUCAGCGAACAAGUCGCGUUGAACGAUACAAUACCCAACCUACUCUCCCAAGCCAAGGCCGUAUCGGUGAGUGUGACGUUCGAAAGCGCGCUCGUCACCAUGUCGUGGCCGAAUCGACGGACCAAGUGGGGGGGACGGGGCGGCCGGGGGGACGGGACGGUCGAGCGCUGGUGUGCGUGCCUCGAAUGACGUGUCCUGACUCCUGACCCCACCUCCGUUGAGCUGACCAGGGCGAUGUCGCGAAUGUUCACGUCCUCCGAACGGGCUCGGGACAAGCCUUCCUCUGCACUGUCCCUUCCGUGAGCGAAGAUGAGGUCGAACACUCGGUCAAGGAAUCGACCAAGGAUGCCGUCGCUCGGCAGGAGGAACGCGAGCGGGGUUUGGAGAAUGGGCUGGCGUUGUUGGAGCCGUUGAGGACGCAGUGCUUGUAUUCAAAGAAGAACUGGUUCAGUGAGUGCGGUUGAUCUUUCCGUGGUCGGUCUAGAUAAGCUGACACAUCGACGAUCGUCCCGAACUUUCCCCCACACCGUUCGACUCCACCGUUCCCAUCCGCUUCAGCCUACAGCUUUUGGUGAGCGUCUACACCCUGGGAUAUCACGAAUGUGCAAUUUACUAAGACGAUGUUCUCCUCUUCUCAGCUACGGCAAGCACAUCCGGCAAUUCCACGAACUCCGAGUCGCCGGCUCGGUCGAGCCCGUCGAAGACGUCAACAACUGGUCCUACACACUCGGACGAUACCCCGCACCCCAACCCGCGAUCGAAAAGGUCUCACCACCUCGACAUGUUGGCGGAGGUACGGGGAACCACAACGGUCGAGCCCAUCCGGCGACUUGGGCACCGGGUACGAUCUCUUCGGUCUCGACGAGGGCGCCGGGGACGUUGGGCGGAGGACCGGAGAUGGGCUUGGGCGACGAUGAAGGGGGGUUGUACCUCACUCAAAUUUGGGAUGAUGGCACGAUUUGCGACAAGACGGGAUUACCGAGGGAGGUCGAAGUGCAGGUGGGCUUUUUCUUUACUUCCGCGGGUUCAGGAGCGGGAGAAAAAGGCUUUGCUCGAUCUGACUCGAAACGUUCCUCACCAACAGUUUCAUUGCAACACGCAAACGAUUGAUCGCAUCGCACUCAUCCGAGAAACGGCCAGUAAGUGCUUCCCACCUCCUCUGGAACGAAAUUUACCAAUAUUCGUUAUCUGACGCUUCCCUUCCUCCACAACACCCUUAGUCUGCCGCUACGUCAUGAUCAUCCACACCCCACGGCUCUGCAGCGAGCCCGUCUUCCUCGAACGACAAAGAACGUCUUUCUCAUCGGAAAGGGGUCCUUCGGCGAUCGAAUGUCGAGCCGUCGUUCGUCAUUUGAGAGAAAGCGUCGAUGCGCCCAAAGUGCCGACCGGACCGCCGAUCGUUCGAGACGAUCAGGAGGAGGUGUUGGCGGGCCAUCGACUACCCAAGAACACGUACCCUACCGUACCUGCGACGGUACCACAACCUCGAAAACAACAAAAUCAAGCACCACCUCAACGAAUCGCACCAGAGGAGAUCGUGAACGACCUCGAUGCUCCGAAGGACACGACGGGAGGGGAGGAAUGGGGGCAAAGUAUCGACGUCGAAUUGGUGUACGACCCGAUAACGGGUGAAGUACUCGAAGCUGCCAUCGUAGCUCCCGCUGAAGGUGAAGUCGGUUCGAUAAGCCCCCCGCCCCAUAGUACUGCAGACGAUGCUCAGCUGAAUGUCGUGGGUCAAGAAGCGACAUCCUUGGAGGAGAUGAAGGAACAGUUGUUGGCUCAACUUGAUGCGAAAGCAGGGGAGACGAAGGAAGAGGAAGUGGAUGAUCAUAAGUUGGGUCGGGUGGAGAAUAUGCAAGAGUUGGCCAAGGCUUUGAAUGCGCUUCUCUUACCUGGGGAUGGGGCGGGCGGGGAGGGGCCAGGACCUGUUGUUGCUGCUGGUGCUGCUGGGGAUGGAGGCGGAGGUGUAGGACAAGGAGGGGCAGGAGCAGGAGCAGGAGCAGGAGGGAGGAUCAUCAAACCCUUCGUUAUACCCGUCGAUGCACCGGGCGGUCUAGCAGGCGCCGUCAAAGCCGCCUUGGAACAGAUCACAGCACAACCCGGAGCAGGAGUGGGAGGUGUAGGGGGGAGAGAGGGUCCCCCUGCUGGACCUAUUGGGUACGAUGGGGAUGAGGAUGUUGGGAAGAAGGGGUUGGAGGAGGUCAAGGUCUCGAAGGAGUAUGAGAGGCUGACGGAGGCUUUUGGGAGGAAGUGGGAGGACGCCGAAGGGGAAGAUGGAGAGGAGGAAGGGCAAGAGAGGAGGAGGGAUGAGCUUUGA
Messenger RNA from Microbotryum saponariae, 2443 nucleotides. The record is from the annotation of a GenBank genome assembly. NCBI's taxonomy places the organism in Eukaryota, Fungi, Basidiomycota, Microbotryomycetes, Microbotryales, Microbotryaceae.